AACAAAUUGAAAAAUAGUAAAGGAAAAAAAAGGAAAGGUGAGUCGAAGCAGAGACGAGGUCCUCUCUCUCUGUUUCAUUGUCCGUACCAUCGAAGUUUCUCAAACCAACCGCAAACGAGGAGACGCUGUACCAGGCAGAGAACAAAAAAACCGAUCCAAUAUUCUGUCGUCAAUUGCUUGGAUUCGCUGAUUUCCGUUUGUGUUGUUGUGGUGGUGGUCGUGUUGUCGAUAGAAGAGGAGGAAGAUGAGUGGUGGAUGGGAUAGGGUUAGGACAUCGAGAUCGAGACUGGGCGGCAGUCCUACAGAGCCGGACCGGACCGGAUCAUCUCGGACGGUUCGACUAGGCAGAGUCCAGCCUCAGGCGCCCGGUUAUCGGACCGUCUACUGCAAUGAUCGCGAGGCCAAUCUCCCCGUCAGAUUCAAGGGAAACUCAAUAUCGACAACGAAGUACAACUUUUUUACUUUUAUACCCAAAGGGCUGUUUGAACAGUUCCGGCGAGUGGCCAACCUCUACUUUCUUACAAUCUCAAUUUUGUCAUUUACUCCUGUGAGUCCUGUGAAUCCUGUUACGAAUGUGGUUCCUCUGAGUCUGGUGCUUUUUGCCUCUCUUGUUAAGGAGGCAUUUGAGGAUUGGAAGCGUUUUCAGAAUGAUAUGGUGAUAAAUAAUAGCCCUGUAGAAGUGCUCCAAGAUCAAAAGUGGGAGACCAUCCCCUGGAAAAGGUUGCAGGUUGGAGAUAUUGUGCGAAUUAAGCAGGAUGGAAGCUUUCCUGCAGAUCUAGUUUUCCUUGCCAGUACAAACCCUGAUGGUGUUUGUUACAUUGAGACUGCAAAUUUGGAUGGGGAAACUAAUUUGAAGAUCAGAAAGGCAUUGGAAAAGACUUGGGAUUACUUGACCCCGGAGAAAGCUGCUGAAUUUAAAGGCGAGCUGCAAUGUGAACAACCAAAUAAUUCCUUGUAUACUUUUACUGGCAAUCUUAUAAUUCAAAAGCAAACGUUGCCUCUGACUCCCAACCAAAUUCUUUUGCGAGGUUGUAGUCUCAGGAACACUGCGUACAUUGUUGGGGCUGUUAUUUUUACAGGUCAAGAAACAAAGGUUAUGAUGAAUGCCAUGAACGUUCCUUCUAAAAGGAGUACAUUAGAGAGGAAGCUUGACAAGCUUAUACUCACUCUUUUUGGCACUCUCUUUUUCAUGAGUCUAAUUGGAGCCAUCGGCAGUGGUGUAUUCAUAAAUCGCAAGCACUAUUACUUAGGUCUUGAUGAACACGUGGAAGAUCAGUUCAAUCCUAACAAUCGAUUUCUGGUUGCUAUCUUGACCAUGUUUACCCUCAUUACUCUUUUCUCAACUAUAAUUCCUAUCUCUUUAUAUGUUUCCAUUGAGAUGAUCAAAUUUAUCCAAUGUGCUCAAUUUAUCAACAAGGACCUACACAUGUACCAUACUGAAACAAAUACCCCUGCGUUGGCCAGGACAUCGAAUUUAAAUGAGGAACUUGGGCAGGUGGAGUAUAUAUUUUCUGAUAAAACCGGAACUUUAACCAGAAAUUUAAUGGAGUUUUUUAAGUGCUCUAUUGGAGGAGAGAUAUAUGGAUCCGGAAUUACUGAAAUAGAGCUUGGAGGAGCGCAGCGGAAAGGAAUGAACGUCCAAGAGGCGCAAAAACCAGCUAAUGUUGCAUGGGAGAAAGGUUUCAAUUUUGAUGAUGCCAGGAUUAUGCGAGGGGCUUGGAGGAAUGAGCCUAAUCCUGAUAUUUGCAAGGAAUUUUUCAGAUGCCUUGCCAUAUGCCACACUGUACUUCCUGAAGGUGAAGAGUCCCCUGAAAAAAUUAGAUAUCAAGCUGCAUCACCAGAUGAGGCUGCUCUAGUUACUGCUGCAAAGAACUUUGGUUUCUUCUUUUAUAGGCGUACACCUACCAUGAUAUAUGUUCGUGAAUCUCACUUGGAGAGGAUUGGCAAUAUCCAAGAUGUGGCUUAUGAAAUUCUAAAUGUUUUGGAGUUCAACAGCACAAGGAAACGCCAAUCCGUUGUGUGCCGGUACCCUGAUGGGAGGCUUGUUCUGUACUGCAAGGGAGCUGAUACUGUAAUAUAUGAGAGAUUGGCUGCUGAAAGUGAUAGUAUAAAGAAAGUAACCAGGGAACACUUGGAACGGUUUGGAGCUGCUGGAUUACGUACCCUUUGCCUAGCCUAUAGAGAUUUACAUCCUGAUUUUUACGAAAGCUGGAAUGAAAAGUUUAUCCAGGCUAAAUCAUCUCUUAGAGAUCGUGAAAAGAAGUUGGAUGAGGUGGCAGAACUCAUAGAAAAGGAUCUUGUUUUGAUUGGGUGUACUGCUAUAGAAGACAAGCUUCAGGAAGGAGUACCGGCUUGUAUAGAGACUCUUUCUAGAGCAGGGAUUAAGAUUUGGGUUCUAACUGGUGACAAGAUGGAAACAGCGAUAAACAUAGCUUACGCAUGCAAUUUAAUUAACAAUGACAUGAAGCAAUUCAUAAUCACUUCAGAAACUGAUGCAAUUAGAGAAGUAGAGGAUAGGGGUGACCAAGUGGAAAUUGCACGCUUUAUCAGGGAAGAAGUCCAGAAACAACUGAAGAAGUGUCUCGAUGAGGCACAGCAUUAUUUACACUCUUUAUCUGGAACGAAGUUAUCGCUUGUGAUUGAUGGAAAAUGUUUAAUGUAUGCAUUAGACCCAAGUUUGAGGGUGAUGCUUCUCAAUUUGAGCUUGAAUUGUAGCUCAGUUGUCUGCUGUCGAGUUUCUCCUUUACAGAAAGCACAGGUGACGAGUCUAGUCAAGAAAGGUGCACGAAAAAUAACUCUUAGUAUUGGAGAUGGUGCAAAUGAUGUUAGCAUGAUUCAAGCUGCUCAUAUUGGCGUUGGAAUAAGUGGUCUGGAAGGGAUGCAAGCGGUUAUGGCCAGUGAUUUUGCAAUUGCCCAGUUUCGAUUCCUCACGGAUUUACUUCUUGUGCAUGGGCGCUGGUCAUAUCUUAGAAUAUGCAAGGUUGUGACUUACUUCUUUUACAAGAAUCUUACGUUCACCUUGACCCAAUUUUGGUUCAACUUUCGUACUGGAUUUUCUGGGCAAAGAUUCUAUGAUGAUUGGUUCCAGUCAUUGUAUAAUGUCCUGUUUACAGCCCUGCCUGUGAUCAUUGUUGGGCUUUUUGACAAGGACGUCAGUGCUUCCCUUUCGAAGAAGUACCCUGAGCUAUACAGGGAGGGAAUAAGGAAUAUGUUUUUCAAAUGGAGAGUUGUAGGAAUAUGGGCUUUCUUUUCUGCCUUUCAAUCCCUGGUCUUCUAUCACUUUGUGACCACCUCCAGUUCUACUGGAAUGAAUUCGUCUGGCAAGAUGUUUGGUCUAUGGGAUGUUAGCACAAUGGCCUUCACUUGUGUUGUGGUAACUGUAAACUUGCGUCUCUUACUGAUGUGCAAUUCGAUAACUAGGUGGCAUUAUAUUAGUGUUGGAGGAAGCAUUUUAUUAUGGUUCAUAUUCGCCUUUGUAUACUCAGCUAUUAGGACCCCAUACGAUCGGCAGGAGAACCUUUAUUUGGUCAUAUACGUAUUGAUGAGUACAUUCUAUUUCUACAUCACACUCCUCCUUGUCCCUGUGGUUGCUCUUUUUGGCGACUUUGUCUACCAAGGGAUUCAAAGAUGGUUCUUCCCCUAUGAUUAUCAGAUUGUUCAGGAAAUGCACAGGGAUGAUCCUGAUGAUAAUAGCAUGGCAGAAACGCUGGAGAUGGGGAACCUGCUCACUCCAGCAGAGGCAAGGAGCUAUGCCAUAUCUCAACUCCCAAGAGAAUUAUCAAAGCAUACUGGCUUUGCAUUCGACUCUCCUGGGUACGAGUCAUUUUUCGCUGCACAGCUGGGUAUAUAUGCUCCACAGAAGGCAUGGGAUGUCGCCCGCAGAGCUAGCAUGAAGUCACGGCCAAUGGUACCCAAAAAGAAUUAAUCACCGAAAGUGAGUUACUGUACAUUCUUCUUUUUUAUACAGAGUUUAGAAAAAUAUGUAAAAUUAGGUGUAUUAUUUUGUUUUCGUUGUUUCCCCCCUUUUUUCCCUUCCAAUUUUUUGAACUCCAUCUUAUUCCGCCCGAGGAAUCAGUGGUUUUUAGGCUUGUUACGAAUGUACAGAUACUUUAUCAAUUUAAAACGUACAUGACAAAAAAUUCUAUCAUGGCAAGUCAGUUUAGUUC
This is a messenger RNA of Tripterygium wilfordii, 4166 nucleotides long. Its product is annotated as phospholipid-transporting ATPase 3-like. Gene Ontology annotation, biological process: phospholipid translocation. Gene Ontology annotation, cellular component: plasma membrane. NCBI's taxonomy places the organism in Eukaryota, Viridiplantae, Streptophyta, Magnoliopsida, Celastrales, Celastraceae. The record is from RefSeq and is a predicted model, not a curated record. The coding region runs from base 245 to 3925 and encodes 1226 amino acids. Gene Ontology annotation, molecular function: ATP hydrolysis activity; magnesium ion binding; ATPase-coupled intramembrane lipid carrier activity. The transcript is spliced from 27 exons.